Armigeres subalbatus is the source of this 1184-nucleotide messenger RNA. RefSeq lists its product as uncharacterized. NCBI's taxonomy places the organism in Eukaryota, Metazoa, Arthropoda, Insecta, Diptera, Culicidae. Bases 5 to 895 code for a protein of 296 amino acids. The record is from RefSeq and is a predicted model, not a curated record. The transcript is spliced from 2 exons.
UGAUAUGACUGUUAUAAGACAACCGGAUAACACGAUCAAAACUCAGUGGUACAGUAAAUCCAUUGCUUCUGGUAGGAUGAUUAACUUUCAUUCAAUGCAUCCUAUGAAUCAAAAGUUAAACGUGGUUCACAAUUUCAUCACUCGUGUAGAAACGCUAUCCACAAACCUAACCGACUCUGAAAAACAGGAAAUAAUAACAACAAAUCUUUUGAUGAAUGACUAUCCCCGAAACCUAGUAAACAGAUGCCUGAACCGAGUGAAGGAACAUCAAACAAACAACACAACCACAGUAAACAACAGCAGCAACGAUAUAACCUACAGGUCCCUACCGUAUAUUCCAGCCUUAACACCAAGAAUCACACAACUUAUCAAGAAAAACUACCCGGACAUAUCAAUAAUAGCAAGAAACGAUAACACUAUAAAAAACCUGUAUACACGCAUCAAAGAUCCACUGCCGAUGGAUCACCGACACAACCUAAUAUACUGCCUGCAAUGCAAAGAUUGCGAUGGCAGCUAUAUAGGCAUGACGAGCAAUUUGCUGAAAACAAGACUGUCCGGUCACAGGAGUGACCAAAACAAACUUGAGAGAUUGCUCAACUCUGGACACACACACGAGGACGAUACAGUAAAAACACUCAGAGAAAAAACUGCACUCAUCACACACUGUAUUGAUUACGACCACCGCUUCGACCUCACCAAACCUACAAUAAUCGACGAAACACAGAAGAAGACCAUACUACCGUUCCUGGAGAUGGUAUGGAUACACAACCAAGAAACAAGUAUUAACAAACGAACAGAUACAGAAGGACUAAAUACGAAUUACUCUGAAAUUAUAAACAAAAUACAUACACUGAUGACACGCAGAAACACAAUAUUACAAAGUAACAGACAGUAAGCAGUACAGAUUAUAAAUAGUGAAAUAGUGAGGACAAAUAGGCAAAAAUUACCCAAAUGACACUGAUACGAAACCUAAUACCCAAAGACGGAUUUAUGUUAAGACAGACAAUUUUGACAAAAAACAGACCACUAGUAAGUUAACGAACAUACAAAAUUAUGAACAAUUAUAAUACACCUAAUUUUUAUAGUUCUCCCAUUGAAGAAGGCAAAAUACAAUUGCCGAAACGUCGGACAGUAGUAAAACCCUGUUUUAACUCUGGAAUUAAGACUGCAUGCCAAGAAAAUCC